Molecule: messenger RNA, 1008 nt
Organism: Salvia hispanica
Lineage: Eukaryota; Viridiplantae; Streptophyta; Magnoliopsida; Lamiales; Lamiaceae
Product: cytokinin riboside 5'-monophosphate phosphoribohydrolase LOG5-like
Biological process (GO): cytokinin biosynthetic process
Cellular component (GO): nucleus; cytosol
Molecular function (GO): hydrolase activity, hydrolyzing N-glycosyl compounds
Source: RefSeq, a predicted model, not a curated record
CAUUGUAUUUAUAUACACUCCAACCUCUGCAGCUGGCUCUUCAUAUUCUUGGAGCAAAACAACGCAAACUUCUCUCAAAGAACAAAAACAAUGGAGCAAGAAAACAAUGUGAAAUCGAGAUUCAAAAGUGUGUGUGUGUUUUGUGGGAGUAGUUCUGGGAAAAGGGACUGUUACAGAGAGGCAGCAAUUGAGCUAGGGCAGGAGCUGGUUGCCAAAAGAUUGGAUCUUGUGUAUGGUGGAGGCGGCAUUGGGCUGAUGGGGCUGGUGGCGCGUGCCGUUCAUGGCGGCGGCGGACGUGUUCUUGGGAUCAUACCGAGACCUUUGAUCGGCAAAGAGAAAACUGGGGACACUGUUGGGGAGUUGACGGUGGUGGCUGAUAUGCACCAGAGGAAGGCCGAGAUGGCCCGCCAUGCUGAUUGCUUUAUUGCUCUGCCAGGUGGUUAUGGAACGUUGGAAGAGCUCUUGGAGGUCAUCACAUGGGCCCAGCUUGGCAUCCAUCACAAACCUGUGGGGUUACUAAAUGUUGAUGGUUACUACAACUAUCUGUUAACCUUCAUUGACAAAGCAGUGGAUGAUGGGUUCAUAAAGCCAUCUCAACGCCACAUAUUUGUCUCAGCACCAAAUGCAAAAGAGCUUGUUCAGAAACUGGAGGAGUAUGUGCCUGUGCAAGAUGAAGAAGUUGCCAAGUUGAAUUGGGAGGUUGAGAUUGAGCAAGUAGGAUUUGCUGCUGCUCCAGUCAAACAGACUGAAGUUGCUCUUUGAUCAAUUAGUGAAAAAAGAAAAAAAAGAAAAAGAAUGUAGGGAGACUUUGUUUGAUUUAAGUUAAGGUAUCUGCACUAAUCAACCGAGGCCUACCAUAUAUGGUGUGGUGCAAAGACAAUGACUAGGACAAGAAUUUGGACACAGUAGCUUCUUCUUGUAAUUUUGGAAGUGGGGAAAUAUGCUUUUGUAUGUAUCUCUCCCUCUCUCUCUAUAUUGAUAUUUAUAUGUAUGUGGUGUUGAAGGAUA